CGCAUGUCAAAAUUACAUGUCAUUCACACAUCAUUUUAUUUUCUGAUAUCGUGAAAACGAGUUGAAUUCACCUGAAUUUUGUGCAUAAUAUUUGGAUGUGGUGGCUAAGAGCAUGUGUAUUUAUUCAAGGAAGACCUUUGUGACAAAUAAAACACCUAGGAUAAUUAAAUAAACGGACUCCAAUUUCGGUGGUUGAUGGUGAUUUUGACUCUAUUCGCAAAUCUUGUUCUAUCUUUUUUGGAUUUUCGCUUGAUUUAUCUUACGUGAGAUUUUACGAAAGUGUCCUUUUAAUAAAUUCCUUACGCGAUGUGAUUGGGUUCCUAUUUUCUCAUUACUUUCAGUGUAGUGUUAUCUAUUUUUGACUUCAAUUUGUUCUAAAUAUACUCCACGAUAGUGUUUUGAUGAAUUGCUACGGAAGGCUUAAAUUGCAUAUAUGGCGCCAAAAAUAAUGAAGAAACACCGCAUAAAACCAACCUCAAAAGUAUUCCUAACCAGCGUCUGAAUUGAAAAAAAAAAUGCAAUCCGUCAACCACCGUCCAACCAGAGCGCCGAUUUCAGUGAAAAAAUUAAAAAAGAAAACCAUCGAGCUUAAAAGAAUCAUGUGUUCCAGGGUGGAGAGUUUUUAAAUCGGAAUUCCUUUUUCGAAUAGUCUUUUUGAAGUAAUAAAAAAAAAUAGUUGCCUUCUCUAUUAGUGUUAGUGGUCAUUGGUCCAAUACUAACUUUUUUCUCUAAAUUGGUGUUGUCAUAGUUUCAUUAGGAGCUGUUUAUUCCAUUGUGUGCAAGGUACAUAUAACAAUAAGCUAUGGAGAGUACAGACAGUGUUAGCGGUGCAGAGGAGGCGCUUCUCAAUCGAAAUAGGAGUUUCAAAUCCAAACAGCUAGUGCGGAGCCAAGCGAUCCGCGAAUCCACAUCGCCGCCCCGCACCGCCUCUCCCUCCACCGAAAUCGUCAUCGAAAAUAUAAAAGUCGAUAACGACAAAACAAUUAUAGACAAAAUGACAGUGGACGAAAAAAUAACGGUUACCGAAAAAAUAACGGUUAACGAUAACGGUGAUAUAAUUACAGACACGUCUAGUCAAAGUGGUGAUACGUGUAUCGACGCGAAUAGUUUUAGUGAUAGCAAAAGUAAUUAUAGUGAUGAGUUUAAGAAGCAAACUGUAGAGAUACAGAUCACGCCUGGAGCAUGGGACGAGCAGACAGAACAACGGCAGCGCACCAAGCGCUGGCUUGGACACCGCCACCACUCGGACUCCAGCCGCGACCUGCUCUCCAACAACCCCAGGGUGGCGUGCGUGUGCGGCGCAUGCGCGGCCUGUCUACACUGCCGAGGUCGUCGAAGGAAAAACUUGUGUCCGACGAAACAAGACUCCGGCAUCGUGUGCUCCGACGAUUGUCCGGAUUGCUCCGAUUCUGAACAAUCCGGUACGCAUAAUGAUGAUGGACGGAAAUCGGACACACUUGACGACGACCAAACGAUAUAUUGCAGAUGUCCAGACAGGAAAGAUGUUAAGCCAAAAGCUAUAUCGUUAAGCAGAAAUGACUCGGAAGAUAAAUCGGAGCCGAGCGGCGCCGAGUUAGUGACUUUCAUCAAACAAACGCUGAACAAAAACGCGAGAGAUAGAAUGACGCUGCUGAAAAUCGAAAAGGAGUUGCGGGCUCUGGUGAACGAUAACGGUCGAUGCAUCGUCCGCUUCCCGGUGAUGACGUCAUACGGCCGUAUGCUGGUGCACCGGUGCGCCGCACUCUUCCAACUGUCGCACCACCUCGACCAGAAUAACAAGAGCUCCGUGAUGGUGUCCAAGAGCGGCACGAGCGGCGGCCGGAUACCGUGCACUGGUUUCCGGCAGUGGUGCACGGCCACGUUCCCGCCAAGUCCGCAGCACAACCACCAGGACACGCUCGCCAAGUCAAUAUUGAAGCGCGACACCCAUUCUCUAGAUGAACCCGGCAACUGUUCCCUAGCCAAUGCCCGGAGCAAGUCUCUGGAGCAGAGGGAGAGGGAAUACGAGAGAGUGAGACGGAGGAUAUUCAGUACUGAUAACUGCACACAAGAUGAAUCUCAUUGCUUGUGGGCCAAUUCCGGCCCCGUCAAACUUUUGACCGCCGAGCCUGGCAGGAAUAAGCUUUUGAAGGUGCAAUCGUUGGAGAGUAGCUCGGGGCCUCAACAAUCGUGGCGGGGGAGGGGCGCGGUGGCUAAAAGUCAUAGUUUUGGAGGCUACGGCGGGACCCAGGUUCAGUACCCGCCCACCACUAGGGUCCUCAGCAAACAGGGGGAUGUGGCGUCAAGCAGCUGGCGACUGUCGCCCUCCAGCUCUGGGUACAAGACCCUCAGUCUCAGCACGGAUUCCGUCUGCUCACCCACUGGGGGUGUGAGUCCCGAGCCGCUGUGCCCGGGCGGGGGCGGGGGCGGGGGCGCGGGGGGCGUCGUGUGGUGCGUCACCGACCUGUGCUCCGUGCCGUCCGGGGCCAUGCUCAUACACCCACAGACCGGGCGGCCGCUGACGAACCCUGAUGGCAGCAUAUACCAUUUCGACCCGGCCAACCCGCCCACGCUAUACGACUCCAGUUAUACCCAGUUGGACCAGGAGAAGAUCGAUGCCAACGAAAAACGCAAGGGCCGAUUGGAAAAGCAACAUUCUUUCAUAGACAAUGAUUGCGAAUGUCAAUUGUCUGAAGAGUGCAGCAGGAAGUGUUGCUGCGAGUGUCGGAGACACGACGUCUGUCAACAGAAGAACAAUUUGGACAAGGCAAACCAACAACCCGAGCAGAAAUCGAAACCAACGACUCCAAUAAAAACCCGUUACGAAAACCAAACCAACCACAAUUCAAACCAAACAGAAUUGAACCACAAAAAUUACGAGAUCCCAAAACCCGAAACCCAAAGGCAAUACGACACAAAACAUUACGAAAACUCCGAUAGAACCUUCGAGAACAAUCAAAGAUGUGAAACAAGCAAUCAUAGGCAGUAUGAUCAUCAACAGCCGAAUCAGAGACAGUUUGAACACCCGCCGCCCAAUCAGCGGCCGAACGAAGCGGCCAAUCAGAGGCAAGUGGUGAACAAGCUGACCAAUCAGGAGUCGCAGGAGAUGUACGCUACGCAGUAUCCGACUGGAGUUAGGAAUGACGAGGUGACGUCACCGCAAAUGAACCAGUACCAACAGGAAGUAAACUUGCAAAUAAUGGCGCAAGCGAAACUCACUCCUGUGUCUAUGCCAGACCCUAAUAUACGUCCAAUGUCGCUUACCAACGUGAUGUACCCGACGAUAGCUCCAGGCUAUCCAUACGUCAAUCAGUGCAGAAUGGAGACGCAGUUACAGCCGAUGUACCAAACUAUGAUGGCGGAAGAACAGAAACAAGUGGCGCCCUCUCCACACCCAGUCGACAACACCUUUAGGAUUGAUCCGAGUUAUCCAUACGCGGGCGUGGACUACAGUCAGUGCGGCGCGUGCGUCGAUCCCAACGUGGUGCAUCAACGCAGCUACAACGUGUCGUACGGCCCAGUGGAAGUGCCAGUAUUGCCAACUUACCCCGUUGGCAACAUGGUGUUGCCACAAUCGCCGAUGCAACAUUACCCGUACGGCGAUCCCCUGCAGUGGACCAACAGUAUGUUGCCGAUGGCUCCGAAGCUCCUGGUGCCCGAUCUAUACCCAGCCAUGUAUCCGUGUCCGCAAUAUAAUGUUUAUCCACAGCUGGUGCCCCCCGCGCCCCCGGCGCCCCCGGCGUGCCCCCCGCAGUGGGCCGCGUGCGCGCGCCGCUACAAGCCGCUCUCCGACAACUCGCACGCUGCCGAAGAAAAGAGCCUAAGUCGUCAAAACUCAAACGAAAUCGCGGCCAAAAUCCAGCAAAUCAAGGAGCAGAUGUCUCAACUCAACACGAGAGAUAGAAGGGAAGAAUGGAGGACUGGAUCCGGUAUACUUGGCAGUUGUCCAGCUGCUAAUAACGAACGUCGCACACCGAACGACGAAACUCAGCUAUCCAGCGCGGCGCGCGCUAUUGUUAACUCCAUACGCAAUAUGCAGGCCAAAUCUUUGCAACCGGAGCGGCGCGCGGAGCGCGAGCGGCGUCGCCCCGACGACCGCGUGUACCCCACGCUACUGCGACAGAUGUCUCCCGGCACCUGGUGCAGACGAUCACCAGCUGCCGUUCACCCAGUAUUGAACCAUCCGCGGCGACCUCACCCAGACAACAGGAACCAAAGGCGUUAACAUGCAUGAAAUAAAAUCUUAGUGAGGCAGUUAUCAUAUUUUUGUGUUUAACGAAAUAUACUUUUAUAUAAUUUAAAACUUUAGCACACUAUAACAUGGCUCCCCCUCGGCAAGACGACGUUCUUUGAAAAAUUAUCUUUGAAGCGUCAACAAGCUAAUUUGUUGUCAAUGUAAAGUAUGUCUUUAGGGGACGUUUUAAAGCUCACUUUUCAAUGAACGUCGGGAGAGCGCUGAAGUAGAAGUGAUAACAGACCAUAUCUGAUUAACAAAACACUCGAACAAAUAAACGAUGAUAUUUUUUUCUGACUUUACAUAUACUGAGUUGUAAACAUAUGUACAGAAUUAAAAAAAAAAACAACAAGAUAUGUGUCAAAAUUCAAUUGUAGCCCCUGUGGUCUGUAUGUUUCUUCUGGAAUGCUAAUUUGAUGAUGAUAAUUUAUAAAUUAAGUUUCUUCUAUUUAUUACUAGCGCAUGUCACUGCCUCACAGAGUUAUGCAUGCGACAGAAAUGUCAUUAUUUUAUCAACAAAAAACCGUUUUAUUACACAAAAAUAAUAAACAUAAAAAUUACAGUAAUACAGAGAAAAUGUCAUGUAAAUGCAAAAAUAUCUUUCAGACUACCUUUUCAAAUAAAAAAAAAAUUAAAGCAAAUAUGAUUUGUCCCAAUAUUUAGCAUACCUUACACCCAUGGCUUUUGACAAUGGCAUCCGAAAUUGAAUAAACCUUAUUUAUUUGCUUGCAGCAUUUUCGGUAGUUUCUUUUUUGGAAAUAUUGGUGCACGUUGUAAAAAUCAAUUAUAUUAAAUCAUUGCUUUUUAAUAUCAUUGAUUUUUACGGCAUAAUAAUCAGUCAUCAAAAUUUGCACUUGAAAUUGUGACAAUAUAACAUAAGGAUUAUAGAGAGAGAUAGAUGUCAGAAUGAUAUACAAAUGUUUAUUUACAAAAAAAAAUACGCAAUUUUUUCUUGAGAAAAAAAUUUAUACAAAAUUAUUAUAAGACCAAGUUGUGUCACACCAAACUCAAGCAACUUUUAUACCAAGACUUUUCGUGAUUCGUAGUUUUAUUUUUCAUAUAUAUAAAAAAUAAUCUAAUUUGCGAUUCUGCACAUUUUAACUCUAUGUAAUAGCCGAGCAACACGAGACAGUACAGUGUCGUUAUGUAGCGGAAUCGAACAUUGUGGUUUUGAAAAUAAUAAAUUUUCUAAUAAUAAAUUACUUUUUUCCAUUAGUAGAGUUAUUCUAUAUUUAAAUGCAAAUUCAAUAAUGGAAUAAAAUAUAAUGUCUACCUCUCUCUGAAUCUAUGAUAUACAUAUCAUAGACAAAAUCGAUGAAAACCACAGCGCAAAGAUCUCACUGUAACCAAAAACUAGUCAUUUUUUUUUAAAUACCAGAAAACUAAGGCAUAGAGUUAAAAAUAUUAGUGUUUCAAAGUUGUAUGGUUUUUGUCGAUUUUAUACCUAUCGCUUUUGGAUUGAAAACGGUCGGAAAUUGUAAGAUUCAGAACUGAUUUUAAUCUGAACUUUAACUGCGAUAACAGUAAGAUAUAAAAUAAGUAACUAUUAUUUGUCAAAUUUGUUUACAAACUCCGUUUUAAUGUCUCAACAUGUCUAUGUAUGAUUUUUACAGCAAUGUAAAUUAAAAUUGACUUUUUAGAUAAUUACUUUCGUGGUUAAUGACUGAUAUUAAAUAUUGAUAUUAGUUAUAAUAACUGAUAUUUGAUUUAUUUUCAAUAAAAUUUAACAAUAAUUACUGUGAAAAUUGUUUACAUGAGUCUUAAGAAAAAACCUAGAUCUAGCCGGCUAAACCUUGGUAUACACAGUCUGAUAUGUGUGCGCAUGUAAAUCCGCCUAUAUUUUAUGCGACAAAAUUUAACAUUCAAGCAAUCCUACCAAUUUUAUAAAUGCGUAAAUUUGUGAGGAUGUAUGUGUGUAUGUUUGUUAUUAUUUCACGCGAAUUCUACUGGGCGGAUUGUUUUGAAAUUUGGUAUACAGAUAGAAUAUACACAUGGAAUACUUUUAUCUCGAAAUUCCCACGGAGCGAAGCCCCGGGGCGCGGCUAGUAAUGUGUAAAUAACUUACUGUUAUCGCCUCGCAAUAGGUAUUACCGGACGUGACACAUAGUAUAUAAGUUUGAUAUUUUUGGACGCAAAUUCAGGUGCAUUUAAAAAAAAAACUAAUACCAAACAUUCAAAUUAAAAACGCUCUUUGUUUUAACCAGAUUUUGACAUAUUAUUCUUUUGAUUUUGUACACGUCAUUGGAAUCAGAUAUUUAAUUGACGCCUAAAGGCGUCUGACAUGACUUGACAACUACCGCUACACAUAUAUUCUAUCCCUGUUAUUCAUAAAGUUAAAACAUAUUUAAAUUAAAGUAGUAUUAUCUCUUUCUGUCAAUGGGAUUAUAAAGUGCCAUAGUGACAAAACUUAAAGUAUAUUUUAACUUCUUUUGUGAAUAACAAUGUAUGUCUUGUCUAUGACAUAAUAUUAUACAUAAUUGUAAAUAAGAGUGUAACAAUGCCUCAGUUUGUGUCCACGAAUAUCAUAAUUUAAGUUAAUAAUAUUCUUAAGUUUAUGUAUACUUUAUCGUGUUUGUUUUUUGUAAACCAUUUUUUAUACUAUCCCUUGGUCCAUUUCAACAUUGAUUUUCAUCAAAAAUUCAGCUUUUCGUAUUUUUGAUGAAAAUUCAACAGAAUAAAAAUAUGAAAAUGAUUAAAGUCGAAUUGAGGUUGUUUAAAUCGGAUGCUUUUCACGGAAAAACGUAUCCCAAUAUAUAAUCAAAGGAUAUAUUAUAUCCUAUCCAUAUCCUACAUAUAUCUUAAGUAAAUUGGUUCAAAGCACGGUUAAUAAUUCUAUUCGAUUCCUUCCGAUUCGACGCCAUUUUGAAACGUCUCGGUUCAUAAUGUGCAAUGGUCUCGUACAUAUCUCAGAAUGAUCAAUUGUCAUAAUGUGUGAUUCGAUAUAUAUGUUCCAAUUCUCAGCUAAAUACAUCAUCUACAUACAAAAACUAGAAUACAGUUGACCACGCAUAUUCUGCCAUUUUGAAGCUUUAGAAAUUUUGACAAUUGGACAUUACGAACCAAAACGCUUUUAAUACAAUAGUUCGGUUUAAUAUUGGAAUCAUUGUUAAGCCCGCUCUGUACAUGAACCGACGUUGCAGCCAAUCGACGUUCAGAAUAACAAGACACUCCACGACAACAGGAAAAAUUUUUAAAAGUAAUUUUCUUGUCAAAUUUUUUCAACAGCAGCGACGGGUUCAUCGAGCCAGAUAAGUUUGCUCAUACAUUAUGCUAUUCCGUCUCAUGUCAACGCACAACUCGUGCGUUGUAAGCUCACCAAGCAAUGUACGUCGGCUGGCCGCAACGUUGGCCCAUUGUUGGCCCUUAGGUGUAAGAUACUAUUUGUUGUGUUACAAAAUACUUCGGAUUAAAUGAACGGUUCUUAAAUGGACAUACAAUAACCAUUAAUUAACGGUAAAGGCGUGGUUUCCAUUGUGCAAGUAUCUACCUUCAUGCAAGUAUGACGUCACAAUUGCGAUCAAGUUAAAUUCAUUGGAAACGUGAUUUCUAAGACUUGCACGUCGAAUGCAAGAUUUAAUUUGCAUGCAAGCGUUUGAACCAGAGCUUGUAUCAGAAUUCAGCUGGGAGACGAGUUGUACAACGCGGUUACAUGUGCACACGAGCUACAUAAAAAAUGUGCGAUCUUGAGGAAUACGGGGGAAAUUUCGAGGGAAAUUCAAUAAAAUAGGAUGUUGUUUUUGUCGUCUGUGUGUAAUCAAACUUCAAGAGUUUUUUUUUUCUUUUUGACAAUUAAAAAGGCGACAUUUUGUUGACAUUGACAGCUCAGUCGUUAGACACUACAGUUGCACGUACAAAUUAAAAGCUAUCAGCGUGCAACUUGCAAUUUGUAUGCAAUUGUUGACGUAACCAUUGCGCGAAUUGCAUGCGACUCGACUUAAGUGAAAAUAAUACUGAUUUAAUAUUGUUUUUGGAACGUAUCUGAUUAUACCACAGACAGACAUAGAUGUCAUUAAUUGCUUGUUUUAGAUUAAUAAAUAUAAAAUGGUUAUUCAUAGAGACUACAACAUGUAGUUCCUCAAUCCAGAGCGACGUGUGUGUUACACCUGGAUUUGCCGCGUCCUAGGCUGCGGUAACCACUUGCCAAUCAGCCCCGCAUACCUGUUUGCUUGCUCAGUAGCAUAUAAAAAAAAAUUAAAACGAAAAUACACAAAUACUAGCGUCUCGCCGCGGCUUCGCUCGGGUAAAACCAUAAUAAAAAAGUAGCCUGUGUCACUCCUGAACGUUUCGCCUAUCUUUUAUCAAUUACAAACAAAAAUACAAAUCUUUUCUAUAUAUAAUAUUAGUAUAUGGAUAGGCAAGUCUGAAACAUACCACGCGCGUUGACAUGAAUGAAUGAAUGAAUGAACCAAAAAUUAAACACCACAACACAAAAUAAUGAUAACAAACAUGUAAGUAAUAAAAUCUUAUCAUACAAGUACAAAUACAAGUGUGUAAGCGAGUUGUCACGUUGUACCGUGGGUUCAUUUCGGCAAAUAGACGCAUUCUGCAUGUGUUGCAGUCACCUCAGUCAGUAAUUACUAUGUCUACAUUCGUAAUUCUGCGGUAUAAUUAGUAUUGAAAAUCUAUUGUUAUAAUAAUUUUUUUAUGAGUUAUGGCAAUACAUAACUUGCAUUAAAUUCCCCAUCAUCAUUCAUCCUUAUUCAUAAAAAUAUAAUUAUAUUAAAUCUGUUUUAGUAAAAAAUACGUUUUAACUGUCUCUCAGUUUAAAAAUUGAAAAGUGAGACACAUAUUUAAAUUAACAUUGGUGGAGUUUAUUUUCUUGGGAGAAAAUGUGUGUUGUAUGUCCGUUUGUAAGGCCGUCUGUCAAAAAGAAACAAUACCAAAUAUCGCAUAAUGACAGUAAAACUGUCAGUUGCCGCAGCGACAUUAUAAGGUAUUAAUAAAGGAGUUUAUUGUAAUGUAGAGUAUAUAAUUGUUAAUAUUAAAGAUUUUAGCCUAUA
Plodia interpunctella (Indianmeal moth) is the source of this 9213-nucleotide messenger RNA. RefSeq names its product encore (gene enc). The record is from RefSeq and is a predicted model, not a curated record. Bases 803 to 4204 code for a protein of 1133 amino acids. Gene Ontology annotation, molecular function: nucleic acid binding. The transcript has 32 exons. Lineage: Eukaryota; Metazoa; Arthropoda; Insecta; Lepidoptera; Pyralidae.